Molecule: messenger RNA, 2798 nt
Organism: Formica exsecta
Lineage: Eukaryota; Metazoa; Arthropoda; Insecta; Hymenoptera; Formicidae
Exons: 2
Coding region: 756-2405 (549 amino acids)
Source: RefSeq, a predicted model, not a curated record
UUAUAUUGCAAUUACUUGUUAUAUACUAGUAUUAUUUAUAAUAAACUUCUCAUACGUUACAUAUUUUCUAACACAUAUUGUAUCAUAAACAAAAAGUUACAAAUUGAAGUAUAAUCGAUUUUUAGGUUAGUACCGGUAUAAUAUUUUACUGAGUUCAGAUUUAGAUAUUUUUAAUAUACGCAGUAAUUAUUUUUUCCGUUUACCCAAAAAUAAGUUAAACGUGAUAUUUAUAAAAUCUUUUAUCUUUAUAUAUAUCUGAAAUAUUGAAAAUUACACUCUCUGAAAUUAUAUAGGUCUGUUUUGUAAAUCUGCUAACGAAAUAUCAAAUAAGAAUAUAUGUAUAAUAUAUGUAGAUUAUUUUUAUUCCGCAAUAUUUAUCUAUACGUAUUCUUUGUUUAUUUAUAAGUACCGAAAAGGAAAACGAAAGAAUUAUCAAAGGUUACAAAUAGACAUUUUCGUAGAAUCGUUUAUAAUGAAUACUGUAAGACCAGAGAGCAACGACAUGAUAAAAUACAGCACUCUUUUUGUAAUACUCUUGAAAAUAUUUCAAACACGUCUUAUACAAACAAUAAUGCUCAUGAAUAUAAGAAUGUUAAUUCAGUUUGCAAUUUUCCUAAAUUAAUCAAACCAACAUAUUUUAACAUUGAUAGAGAUAUAUUUCAGUCACAGAAUAAAAUUACUUUAGCAGAUAAAUCGCUCAUUGGAUUAUUAAAAAUAAUAUCUCGCAUAAUUCUGCAAAUGAGUUAUUAUCAAUAAUGAAAUCAGAAAAUUUGCUUGUUCCAAAAGAUUGUAGGGCAUUGUUAAAAACUCCUUCAAUAUGUAAUGAUAUUGUAAAUAUGCCACCUGGUGCGUACAUACAUCUAGGUAUUGAAAAAGGCAUAUUUAAAAAAAUACAUAAGAAUAUAUUAACAGAUAAUUUGGAAAUCCUUCCAGUAACAAUUAAUAUUGAUGGCUUACCGUUGAGUAAAUCAUCAAAGAGUCAAUUUUGGCCUAUUUUAAUGUCAAUAGAUAUAUUAGAAAUUUCAGAAUCUUUUAUUGUAGGCAUUUAUCACGGAUUUAAAAAACCAGAGUCAAUAAUUAAUUUUUUGGAUGAAUUUGUGAAAGAAUAUUUGUUUUUAAGAAAGAAUGGUAUUAUUAUAAACAAUAAAUUAGUUAGAUCGAUAUUUAAAAAAAUUAUUUGUGAUACACCUGCUAUGGCAUAUGUUCUUUCAAUAAAAUCUCAUACAGGAUAUUUUGGUUGUAAUAAAUAUACACAAAAAGGUAAAUUUUUUAGAGGCAGAAUGACAUUUCCAGAACUUGAUGCUACAUUAAGGACCGAUAAUAGUUUCGCAUUGCAAUCACAACAAGAGCAUCAUAAAGGUUCUACCUCUUUAGAAAAGAUAGGUAUCGGUUUAGUCAGUAACGUGCCGCUCGAUUAUAUGCACUUAGUAUGCCUUGGUGUAAUGAAAACACUUAUAAUGUUUUGGAUUGGAAAAAAGGGAAAUAAUCGUUUCAAGCUAAUAAAUGACUAUGAUAUAAAAUUAAUAUCAAAGAUUAUGAAAAUUUUCCGAAAAUAUAUCUCUGAAGAGUUUUGUCGUCUACCAAGAUCUAUAGAAAAUGUAGAACAUUGGAAAGCAACAGAAUUUAGACAAUUUCUAUUAUAUACAGGUCCCGUUGCAUUGAAAGGAAAAUUGCCUAAAAUGCAAUAUAAACAUUUCUUAUGCUUACAUAUCGCUAUAAGAAUUUUGUGUUCAUCAAAAUGUAUCAGGCUUAAUGCAUAUGCAAGAUCUUUAAUUCGAUAUUUUGUUGAAAAGUACAAAAAAAUAUAUGGUAAUGAAUAUAUUACAUAUAACGUGCACAAUCUUUUGCAUCUUUGUGAUGAUGUAUUAUUAUUUGGAAAAGUUGAUAAUUUUAGUGCAUUUAAAUUUGAAAAUUAUAUGAGUAAAAUAAAAAGAAAAAUGAAAAAUUCACGGUAUCCUUUGCAACAAAUAUACAAUAGAGUUGUUGAAGAUAGAAAAUGUCUAACAUCUGUUAACAUGUUUAAUUUGCCUGAAGAAGAUGAUAAACCUUUAGUAAGUAAUGAAAAUGGGAAAAUUUAUAGAUACUAUAAAAAACUUUCUCAUGACAAAUUUACAAUAUCAUUAUGUCAAAGGAAUAAUUGUGUUCUUUUAAGGAAUUCUAGUUAUAUGCUUAUUUCAAAUAUUUAUAAAAAUGAAAAUGAUGAUAUAAAAAUAGUUGGAAAAAUUUUCCAAAAUGUAUCUCAUUUUAUAGAAAAGCCUUCGUUUAGUUUAGCUAUAAAAGUCAUUGAUAUACAUGAAAUAUCAAAUAUAUCAACUUUCGAUUGUAAAGAUAUUAAAGCAAAAUGUUUAAUCUUACCAAUGAAUGAUAAAUUUGCAAUAAUUCCAUUAUUACAUAAUAAUUUGUAAUAUUUAUUGCGUACUAAAAAGCAUUACGUGAUAUGCUCAUGUAAAAUUUAAAUAUUAUUUUAUUAUUGUGAUAAUUUUUUUUAAUUUAUGCUUAUAUUAAAUAUAUAUGUUAUUUGUACAGUUUUCUUCAUAAAAUUACUAAUUUAAUACUGAUACUAUAUGCAAAAUAACAUCAGUAAUUAAUACUCUCUCUCUGGUCUUUCAAGAUAAUAUUUGCGAUUGUUGUUAUAAAAAAUUAAUGAUAAAAUAAAUUCAAAUAUCACAUUUCCAAACAAUAUUUUCUGCAGCAUGAUCUAAUUUAUUCAGUUGUCAAAUUUCAUACUGAAUAUGACGAAGAUGAAACAUAUUCUGUUAUCCCAACAUUAUGGUUAAGAGAAGAUGAUAAGUAUUCUU